AUGGACUUCAUCGACCCUAUACUAUCCCUUGCCUCUGCCAUCUACAACCUGGUUGAGAACGUCAAGGCCAACAAGAAGCGCUGUCGUCGCGUGGCCGAGCGGGUGAAAGCUCUGGAGUCUCUGGUGCAGUCGGCCAAAAAGAGAAAAACCGUUCUCAAAUCGGACGAGGUGGAAAAAGCUCUUCAGGAGUUGAGCAUCACUUUGACGUCUGCCCGGGACCUGAUCCAGCGCUACACCGAGGCCAGUUGGGUCCUGCGUGUGGUCAAGUCCGGCAGCCACUUGGAUGGAUUUAUCACGGUGAACGAGCGGCUGAACGAUGCCUUCCAAGUCCUGUCGGGGGCGCUGCAGGUGGAGCACGGCGGCAUGCUCUACCAGGUGUUCGAGAUGAGCAACAGGCAGAAGCUGGAUGAGGUCGACUCUCGGGACGAUGACACGGAGCUCAAGAAAUUGCUACUGGACUAUGUGGAAAAGCAGCAAGAAACAAUGGAUGCCAUGCUGCGUGAAUUUGAAGAUGUAAAACUAAAUGUGACCAAGAUGGUGGAAAUGUUGAACAAACCCAGUGCCCCAAAUGAAGUAAUCCGUAUGAUCAAACCAGAGGAGCUGAAGUACGAUUUCCCUCAAAAGCCGUUCAUGGUGACCUCGUCCUCUGAGGUUUACAAAGGGGAGUACCACGGCUUCACUGUGGCCAUCAAACGCUUCAUUGACCAGGCGGACACCAGCGUCAGUGAGAUCAACAAAGUUUUUACGAAGGAGGUUCAAACCAUGAGACAUUAUGAAUCCCCUUACAUCCUUCGAAUGUUUGGCAUCUGCGUCAGGAAUGAAGAAGGUCCAAACCCAGAGUACCUCAUCAUCAUGGAGUACUGUGAGAAGGGAAAUCUCCGGGAGGUGCUGGACUCGGCCUCUGACUGUAAAUUGACGUGGGUCAGGAAGGCUCGCAUGUGUUUGGAUGCGGCUCAGGGGCUAUACAGGUUACAUCAAUCUGAGGAAAAAUCCAAAGUCCACGGAUGCAUCAACAGCCGCAAGUUUCUCGUGGCAGAAGGCUAUAGAGUGAAGUUAGGAGGCUUUGAACUCACCAGAACUGAGACGUCACUGAAAAAGGGAAGAAGAGACGGAGAGAUCCGCUCUCUGUGCUACACUCCUCCUCAAAUGCUCAACAGCAUCGACUACCAGUACAGCAAAGAGUGCGAGAUCUACAGUUUCGGCAUUGUGAUGUGGGAAAUAGCCACUCGUCGGCGUCCGUUUGAAGAUCCAUCAACCAAAGCAAAGUGGACAAAUAAAGAAAUCCUUCGGAGAGUGGGCAAAGAGAAAUACAUGGAGCCACUUCCCGAGGACUGUCCCAAAGCACUCGCGGAUCUUAUCGAUGCAUGUCGGGCCUACGAGGGUUUCCACAGACCAUCCGCUGGAGUGUUGGUGGAUAAACUACGCAGUGUGGUGGAAUCUGAAUCACGGUCUGUCCAGAGCCUACCUGAGAGUGCUGUGUCCCUGAUGAUGGCCCCAACGCGCUGGUCCAACUCGGACAUGGGUGUUGUGUCUGCUGCCCCACAUCCUCGGUCUGGAGUUGAUCUGCUGCACCGCUGUGACUCCAUGGAGGCAAUGGAGGUGGACAGUCCAGGGGUGCAGACCAGAGCAGCUGCCCAGGCUGAAGCACAGAACCCAAAUGAGCCCUAUGUGGUGACCGACUCUGGCAGCAGCACAGAGGUAGAGGAUGAGGAAGGGGGCAAUGUGAGGGUUCGGCCCCCUCCACGACUGCCUGCCACCUGGGCCUUUAGUCAGAGAGCCGCGGGCCGGGCUACAACGCCGCAGAUACGGCGGCGGAUAAGACAGGGCCUGCGAGUGCAUUACCCCAGUCAAACUGCUUCGCCUUCCAGAGAUUUCCCCGACUUCCUGCUUCGAGCUCCGGCUGCUAACGCAGUAGAGCCAGAGUCCAGCAGCAGCAGCACAGAGACCAGUGACUCCGACGAGGAAGACUCCACCGACCAAGCCCCCCCUGCUGCCCCUGUGAUGGACCAACCGGCUCCCCCUGCCACCCCCCACACGAGCGGGACAGUCCCACAGCUGCAAGCACAAGACCUAAGCUCCAUUUCCGCUCCAAGCACAGAGAGGACUGCUGCUCCAAGUCAAGGUGCCCAGGCAGCCCCACCCCCAGCCCUGACCCCAUCCCCACCCACUGAGCCUGAGGGAGAGGGGGACACCUGCACCAUCUGCUUUGAGCCCUGGACCACGGCCGGGGAGCACAGACCCUCCGCCCUGCGCUGCGGACAUCUCUUUGGCUUCACCUGCAUCCAGAGGUGGAUCAAAUCAGCCGGUACAUCCGCUAAGUGUCCACAGUGCAACAAAAAAACCAAGCGGUCCGACAUAGUGAAACUGUAUGUAACAAAACUGAGAGCUCUUGACAACUCUGAGCAGGAGAGUUUGAAGCGAGCGUUGGAACAUGAGCAGUCUCUCCGGAGGAAAGCUGAACUGGAGUCGGCUCAAGAUAAGCUCAGACUUCAGGUGGUCACCAACCAGUGCGGGCAGAUGCAGAAGGAACUACAGGAGUUGAGAUCUUUGAUGUCACAAACUGGUCGAAGCUCGGUACCCUCAGCCUCCUCCUCCUCUUCCUCUUCUUCCUCCUGGAAUCACCUUGCCUCGCAAAGAGCAGACGGCUCCAAAGCGGGCCAGUACAGUUUCUCCAAAGCCGUGUUGAUGUCCCAAACGGGCGGCUGUCGGGUUCUGGCCUAUUGUGAGCCUCUGAGCUGCCUCCUGGCCUCCCAGCCCUCGCCUCACGCCACUCUGGUCCCAGGUUGCGGGGUGAAGAAGAUGAGCGUGGUGAACAUAAAAGCCAGUCAGUACGUCCCCAUCCACAGCAAACAGAUCAGAGGCCUGUCCUUCAACAAGCAGAACGACAGUCUGCUGCUGUCCGCCGCUCUGGACAACACCAUCAAACUCACCAGCCUGCUGACCAACACAGUGGUGCAGACGUACAAUGCGGGGCGGCCGGUGUGGAGCUGCUGCUGGUGUCUGGACAACAGCAACUAUGUGUACGCUGGCCUAAUCAACGGCUCUGUGCUGGUCUACGACACCAGAGACACCAGCACACACAUCCAGGAGCUGCUGCCACUCCGAUCCAGGUGUCCCGUGGCGUCCCUGUGCUACGUGCCACGCGCCGCUUCCAGCGCCUUCCCCUGCGGCGGGCUCAUCGCUGGCUCUCUGGAGGGGGGCUGUUUUUGGGAGCAGGUGAACGAGACCACCUACAGACCCCACCUGCUGCCCCUGGAGAACUCCGGCUGCACGGACAUCCAGGUGGAGCCGGAGAGCAGGCACUGUCUGGUCACCUACCGGCCAGGGCGCUCGAACCCCUCCCUCCGCUGUGUCCUCAUGGCCCUAAACCGGACGCCCCAGCAGGACUCCAGCGAGGCCCCGGUCUGCUCCUGCUCCCCGGUCCAGACCUUCUAUGCCGGGACGUCCUGUAAGUUGCUCACCAAGAACUCGGUCUUCAGAAGUCCAGAGGGAUCAGGGACUCUGGUCUGUGCUGGAGAUGAGGCCUCCAACUCAACCAUGGUCUGGAACGCAAGCACCGGCAACCUGCUGCAGAAGCUGCCCGCUGACCUGCCCGUCCUGGACAUCAGCCCUUUCGCUGUGAACGGAGAGCACUACCUGGCCUCGCUCACGGAGAAGAUGCUCAAGUUGUACAAGUGGGAGUGA
Molecule: messenger RNA, 3684 nt
Organism: Knipowitschia caucasica
Lineage: Eukaryota; Metazoa; Chordata; Actinopteri; Gobiiformes; Gobiidae
Source: the annotation of a GenBank genome assembly